AUCUUCCUAGGAAGCCAAAAUAGUUGGUCUUCCCCUAACAAAAAAAAACUCUUUCAUAUUGGAUCAAAAAAACAAAAAGCAAAUCUAGGCCUAUGCUAACAUUUCUUUCACCAUUCUUUCUUCACUUUCCUUAACACAUCUUCUUUCACCCCCUUCUUCUCUCUAGCUAGUUCUCCAAUAUCCUUUUUAAGCUUUUAUUUGCACUUUUUUUUUUUUUUGCAGUUUCUAAUUAAAGACAUCAUCCAUGUCCAAUGAUCAUCAAAACAACCCUUUUUACCAUGAUUACAUGGGUGGUGGUGGAAGUAGUGGUUUUACUAAUCCCAUGAGUAUGUACAGCCAAUCAUCAUCAUCAUCAUCUUAUAAUCAUUUUUCUUACAUGAGCUUCACUGAUUGUUUACAAGGAUCAGCAUCAGAUUACAACUAUUUAUCCGGCGCUUUUGACAAUUACCGGAACUCUUCACCCCAAUUUGCUCCUCCUACUCAUCAUCAUCAUCAUGUGGAUAAUUCAUCAUCGGAGAAUCAAAACAUGGGGGCAACUACUAACACUACUAAUACAAGUGUUGAAAAUCCCAACUCAUCAUUGUCAUGUUCAUCAAAUGAGGACGGAGGAGGUGGAGGAGGUGGUGGUGAUGGUGGUGGAGAAGAAGAAGAGUCUUCAAAAAGCAACAUGGAGAUGAGGACAAAAGGGAGUCAUGAAGAUGGGGAUGACAAGUCAAAGAAAUUGAACAAACAGAAGAAGAAAGGGGAGAAAAAGCCAAGAGAACCAAGAUUUGCCUUCAUGACAAAGAGUGAAAUUGAUCAUCUUGAAGAUGGAUAUAGAUGGAGAAAAUAUGGACAGAAAGCAGUCAAGAACAGCCCUUUCCCACGGAGUUACUACAGAUGCACGAGUCAGAAAUGCAGCGUGAAGAAACGUGUGGAGAGAUCAUAUCAAGAUCCAUCAAUCGUGAUCACGACUUAUGAAGGCCAACACAACCAUCACUGUCCCGCAACACUUAGAGGAAAUGCGGCUGCGCUCUUGUCUUCUUCCUUCUUUUCUUCAUCAUCAAACUCAUCAUCAUCACCACCACUUCUCUUCCCUACUUCAGACUUUCUGAUGAUGAAUCAAAUGCUCCCGGCGCCGCCGGCCACAUCAUCAUCAGCCACCAGAAAUGAUACUAAUAUUUAUCCUUACAAUAAUCCCUAUUAUCCAAACUUCAUGUCUCAUCAGCAACAACAAUUCCAGCUUCCUCAAGAUAACUAUAACUUCUUCCCACCUGAUCAAAUGAAUUCUUCUUCUUUGUUCAUGCCAAAACCCGAACCCUGAAAACCACAAGAAAUUGACUUUCUCUAUAAAAUGCAACAUAUAUAGUUUGGAAAUGAAGGGAUCUUCGUGGAUUCCUUUUAUGCGUAUAAGAUGGAGAACGGGGGAAAUUUAGGAAAAGCCAUCCAGCCAGUCAGCCAGCCAACAUGAAGAGAGAGAUAAGAUUCUACCUAAUUAGAAUUUGAUGUGUUCAAUGAUUCAUAAUUUAUGAUUUUCUUGAAUUCCGAUGACGUACGAGCGAGUGUUUUCGUGAUUCCUAAGCUGCAGAGAUGAUUGUUUAAUUACAUAUUUAAUCAUGGAUUCUUGAUUGAAUUUUGUACAGAUUAGAUUAUUAGGUAGUGUAGUCCAUUGGUCUUAAUUAUUAUGAUAUAAUCAAUAAAACGGCUAUUAUAAGUUUAUAAUUAUUAUAGUUAUGUAGAUAACAAUGUAGUAUGUUUUCAUUCUUCUGUUGUCUAAUAAUGCAAGUGGCAUUUGGUUGGUUAUUAGCACAUGGAUUCUAGUACUUGUUCUUCAGCCUUUUGCGAAAUUAAUGCGUUGAUUUGGCUAGGAAUAGCAAUUUCUCACAGUGAUUUGUACUUAACCCCCUCCUAAAAUAUUUAAAUGUCAUCUUUAUACAUUUUGGAAGAGAGGGAAAGAGUAUACUGUAAGAGUUUGUAUUUUAUCAUAAUUUUGUGACUAUGUAAAUUGAAAUUCUUGAGCUAUAAAUGCCAUGUCUAUAUUGUAUAAGGAAUAUCAGUGACGAAGGUCAUGGGGAUGAUGUGUUUUGAGGAUUACAAGUUAGCUAGAUUGGCCUUCAAGAGUAGCUCAUUUCAAUUUUCAUGUAUGCAUAAGAUCUCUUCUUGUCCUAGAUUUUCUAUGACAUUGUGUUUCACCAGUCAUCAACGGUGUUAUUUAUUUUAUGAUUUGGUAUAAUUGAUACAUAAUAAGCGAGAUAAGAGUAAAUUAUCCUAAUUACAUCUUAAUAAAAAUCCCUGUAUUUGUUACUCGAACAUCUCAUGGGAUGAGCAGAGAUCACAUACAUAUAAAAAUGAAAGAAUGAGGGCUACUUCGAAGUUUGAUGAUAUGAUCUCUCAGAAUCAUAUAAUCGAG
Messenger RNA from Oldenlandia corymbosa var. corymbosa, 2389 nucleotides. The record is from the annotation of a GenBank genome assembly. Lineage: Eukaryota; Viridiplantae; Streptophyta; Magnoliopsida; Gentianales; Rubiaceae.